Thyridium curvatum is the source of this 1674-nucleotide messenger RNA. RefSeq lists its product as uncharacterized. Gene Ontology annotation, biological process: transmembrane transport. Gene Ontology annotation, molecular function: transmembrane transporter activity. NCBI's taxonomy places the organism in Eukaryota, Fungi, Ascomycota, Sordariomycetes, Thyridiales, Thyridiaceae. The record is from RefSeq and is a predicted model, not a curated record. The transcript has 5 exons. The coding region runs from base 1 to 1674 and encodes 557 amino acids.
AUGUCCUCUGUACUACGAACAGACAGCGGCCCCGAGAUACCAUCAAAUGGGGGAAAGGAAUUGACUUCAGACCCGGAGGCAGGUCUACCUCGAUCAGGCAUUUCAUCCAAGUCUGCUGAAGAUGCGUCCAGGUCAAUACACGGGAUUCGAUGGUUCCUCGUCGUGGUCGCUAUUCUUUCAAGCAUAUUCCUCUACUCUCUCGACAACACUGUCGUUGCGGAUAUCAUGCCUGCGGCUGUGGAGACCCUCGGUGAUGCCAUAGACCUCCCUUGGCUGUCCGUCGGGUUCCUCCUCGGCGGCUGCACCGCAGUCCUCCCCUUUGGUAAACUCUAUGGCCUCUUCGAUGCCAAAUGGCUCUAUGUGGGAUCGUCUGCUCUCUUCAAUAUUGAAUCCGCUCUCUGCGGCGCUGCUCCAUCUCUGCAAGCACUUAUUAUUGGCCGUGUCCUCGCCGGCAUGGGCGGAAACGGCAUGUAUUUGGGAGUCAUGACCUUGCUGUCUGUCAAUACUUCAGACAGAGAGCGACCUAGGUAUCUGAGCUUUGUUGGCCUUGUCUGGGGCAUCGGCACCGUCCUUGGCCCAGUGGUCGGAGGCGCAUUUGCCCAAUCCGCAGCCACAUGGAGAUGGGCUUUCUACAUCAACCUGGUCGUGGCCGGCCUCUUCGCACCUGUCUAUCUCUUCUUGAUCCCAUCCUACAAACCUCGUGCGGGAACGAGUGUGAUCAAUCUGAUCCGAGAAUUCGACGGCGUUGGGACGAUUUGCAGCACAGGUGCCAUUAUGACAAUUGUCAUGGCCAUCAACUUCGGCGGAGCCAUGUACCCCUGGAACAGCGGCCAGACCAUCGCCCUCUUUGUCGUCUCCGGUGCUCUCUUCCUCGUGUUCGGCAUUCAACAGGACUACGCCAUCCUCACGAGCAAAUCUAAUAGGAUCUUCCCCUCUCAUUUCCUACGCAACCCCAAUGCUGUGCUCCUGUACAUCUGUGCGUCCGCCGUCAACGCAGCUGGCUUCAUACCUAUCUACUACAUCCCUCUCUACUUCCAGUUCACCAAGGGGGACAGUGCCAUCGACUCGGCCAUCCGGCUGCUGCCUUUGAUUUUUGUGCUGAGUGCUGCCAUCCUAGCAAACGGCCAUUUCAUGUCCCGGUUCAGUCACUUCCAGCCUUGGUACGUUGGCGGAAGCAUCCUCGCCUUGAUUGGCGGGGUUCUCCUAGCUCAUAUCGGAAAUGAUACACCGAUUGCAAGUAUCUAUGGAUUUGAGAUUCUCGUAGGCCUGGGAACGGGUGCCUUCAUCCAGGCUGGGUAUGCUGUCAUCCAAGCGGUCACAGCACCAGCGGACCUGGCAUAUGCUAUCAGUUACAUGAUGCUUGCCCAGCUUGGUGGCAUCGCCUUCGGGCUCUCAGUCGCGGGCUCUCUGUUUAUCAAUACUGCCACGGCAGGCUUGGCUGUGGCUCUGCCCAGUAUCUCUGCGACCGAGUUGCAGCUUUUACUCUCGGGAACAAGUAGUGCCUAUUACCAUUCACUAUCAGAAGAGCUGCGUGUCCAGGUAGUGGGCAUCAUUGUCGGGGCAAUGAACAGGGUUUUCAUCCUCGUGUAUGUCAGCGCGGCAGUGGCCCUUGUUGCUUCAGUGCUCUUUUCACAACGAACACUGUUUAGGGGAGCCAUCGCUGUUGCGGCCUAG